Molecule: messenger RNA, 1694 nt
Organism: Nicrophorus vespilloides
Lineage: Eukaryota; Metazoa; Arthropoda; Insecta; Coleoptera; Silphidae
Exons: 7
Coding region: 242-1552 (436 amino acids)
Source: RefSeq, a predicted model, not a curated record
CCAGAGUCAGUUCAGUCAAAGCAUUUAUCAGCGAAGCGCGUUCGCGAUUUCUUCAUUCAAAGUAAUUGUAAACCGAAAUAAAAACGUCAAUAAAGAGCAAUACUCUGAUUCAAUACAAAAUCGAUAGCAUUAAUAUACAUAUUAGUCAUCUAAACAGAAGAUAUUGACGAUGUGCAAUUGACUCCUCUCAAAGAGCGAUUAUCUUGUUUAAUUCCAUUUCUUUUUAAAUUCUACAUCCACGAUGACUUCCAGAUUGUCGCAAAUGCAAGCAAGGUUCCAACAAAAACAGAUGCAAGAGAAAGAAGAGAAAUUACUGAAGUUGUACGAGAAUCAGCAGCAGAGAGCAUUUGAAAGAGUCGGCCGAGGAAGCGCUGGUAAUAAUGGCACGACGACCUUAGCCGCAGGAAAAGUCAGGCAAAUGUUUGACGAGAGAAGGCAGAAAGCGGGAAUUGACAAGAGUUACCCACUGGAGCCAUUGAAAACAAAUAGGACAAACACCGUGAAGAAGUCAUCCACGAUAACGACGUCAACUGCUGUUCAAAGGAAUGUUACAAAAAAAGCAGCGGUCACGGCGAUGAAAGAGAACAACAAUGUUAUAUUAUUGGAUGAAGCCGAAACUUAUUUAGAAGAACACAAAGAUAUCGUAGAUAUGAUGAACAAUCAUAAUCUAGAGGAUAAACUGGAUGAUGAAGAACUACCUCAAAUAGGAUUUGAUGAAUUUGAAGAACCAACAAUAGUCACUGGGAAGCUGGCCAACGUCGGCGGAAAGUUACCGAGUCAGGUAGCAGCUCCCAAAAAGAAACCUCCCCAACCAACUGCGAAAACGACAGUGAAACCGAAGACCAUCAUGAAAAAGCCACUCGUGAAGAGCACUCCGGCCCCGUUGAAAACUCCCUCACGAACGGGCAGCCUGCCCAACUCCCCGUCAAAACCAAAGAUGAGCGCAAAGAAACCACAGCCUGGAGGAGACAGGGCACCUGCAGCAGUGAGACCUUCUUCGACGAGGCAGACGACCAAAGCAUCGGCGGUUCAGAGAGACGAUCUCACCGGAUGCCGUUAUUGCCAGAGGAGGUUCGCCAGCGAUCGCAUACAGACACACGAAGACAUCUGUGCCAGGACAGGCAAGAAGAAGCGGAAGGCAUACGAUGCGACCAAGCACAGGCUCACCGGCACCGAGUUGGAACCGUACGCCAGACGAGCACCCAAGACAAGCAGCAGAGCCACAGUGACAACCGAAAACAUCUCUAGUAGUAAACCUAUUAAAUCCAAACAGGUGAAACCAUCAAGUUCCAAAAGUAACUGGAGACAAAAACACGAAGAGUUCAUAAGUGCGAUCAGGGCGGCAAAACAAGCUCAAGCGCACAUUGCCAAGGGCGGCAACAUCCGCGAUUUACCACCCCCUCCGCCAUCGUCCAAUCCCGAUUAUGUGCAGUGCCCACACUGUGGAAGAAGGUUCAACCAGACGGCAGCAGAUAGACACAUACCAAAGUGUGCUAAUUACUCCUUCAACAAGCCAAAACCUGGAGCUCCAAAACCUGUGGGCCGCAGAUGAAACCUGUGGAGCCGACAUGGAACGAUACUAUGGACUGGACCUUUAUAUUAAUAGAAGAGUUUAAGUUAACUUUGCGUAAUUUAACAUAUUGAUAUCUUAAAACUAUAUAAAUAUUCGUUUUAAAUCACUUCAUUAAUUCAAA